AUGUCCGCAGAUUUCUGGGCCGGCUACAUCUCCGGCGCCGUCGGCAUCAUCAUCGGCAACCCCCUCGACCUGCUCAAAGUCCGUCUCCAAGCAAAAACUAUCUCCCCCGCCGCCGCCGCCGCCGCCGCCGCCGCUUCCCCCACCCUCGCCGCCACCUCGUACCUGCGCCACUUUGAAUCCCCCGCCUCUCUCGUCACCGGCUCCGCCGCCCCCAUCCUCGGCUACGGCGCCCUCAACGCUCUCCUCUUCGUCUCCUACAACCGCACCGAGGCCGCCCUCAACCGCGCCCUCGACGUCCGCUCCAGCCUCUGGACCACCUGGCUCGCCGGCGCCGUCGGCGGCCUCGCCACCUGGGUCGUGAGCACCCCCACCGAGCUCGUCAAGUGCCGCGCACAGCUGUCCUCGCCCCCCGCCUCGAGCUGGGCUAUUACCAGGGACGCCUGGCGCGCCGAGGGCCUGCGGGGCCUGUAUUUCGGCGGCGCCGUCACUGCCUUGCGGGACAGCGUCGGCUACGGAUUCUACUUCUGGUCCUACGAGCUCGCCACGCGUUGGAUGGGCGUCGGCGGCGACGGCCUCAAGGAGACCAACAUGCGGGACGAGGCCGCCAAGGUCCUCCUCUGUGGCGGCCUGGCCGGUAUCGUCACCUGGGCUAGUAUCUUCCCGCUCGAUGUCAUAAAGACCCGCGUACAGAUGCAGGCCUUCAAGGCUCCGACGUCGGCCGAGGCCUCGCCCUUGCUUGGGGCACAGGGUUCGCAGCGGCAGCGGCAGCAAUCACAGUCGCAUAAGCGCGCGGGUGCUGUUCAGGUCGCCAAGGCGGCAUACCGCGAGGGCGGCAUGCGAGUCUUCUUCCGGGGCCUCACGAUCUGCAGCGUGCGGGCUUUCGUCGUCAACGCGGUCCAGUGGGCUGUAUACGAAUGGGUCAUGUAUGAGAUGGGCCAGGGCCGGAAACGGCCUGCUGCUGCUGCGGCUUCUCCUGCUGAGCCUGCGGGGCAAGUGCUCUGA
This is a messenger RNA of Colletotrichum graminicola M1.001, 1002 nucleotides long. RefSeq lists its product as uncharacterized. Gene Ontology annotation, biological process: transmembrane transport. The record is from RefSeq and is a predicted model, not a curated record. The transcript has a single exon. Bases 1 to 1002 code for a protein of 333 amino acids. Gene Ontology annotation, molecular function: transmembrane transporter activity. Lineage: Eukaryota; Fungi; Ascomycota; Sordariomycetes; Glomerellales; Glomerellaceae.